Molecule: messenger RNA, 838 nt
Organism: Nestor notabilis (Kea)
Lineage: Eukaryota; Metazoa; Chordata; Aves; Psittaciformes; Psittacidae
Product: arf-GAP with dual PH domain-containing protein 1-like
Biological process (GO): positive regulation of GTPase activity
Cellular component (GO): intracellular membrane-bounded organelle; plasma membrane
Molecular function (GO): GTPase activator activity; phosphatidylinositol bisphosphate binding
Source: RefSeq, a predicted model, not a curated record
CACUGAAUCCCAUAGACCAGUCAAGUGCAAUUCUCUUUCCUUCUUGCUUUCAGACCCGGACUGGGCAUCCCACAGCCUGGGGAUCUUCAUCUGCUUGAAUUGUUCAGGAAUCCAUCGCAAUAUUCCCCAAGUCAGCAAAGUGAAGUCAGUCCGCCUGGAUGACUGGGAUGAUGCUCAAGUGGAGUUUAUGGCCGCAAAUGGGAACAAUGUAGCAAAAGCAAAAUAUGAAUCUAAAAUGCCACCGUUUUAUUAUAAACCAACGUUUCUUGACUGUCAACUGCUGCGGGAACAAUGGAUCAGAGCCAAAUACGAACGGAAAGAGUUCAUUCACAGUGAGAAGCAGGAGCCUUAUUCUGCAGGGUACCGAGAAGGAUUUCUGUGGAAGAGAGGACGUGACAACGGGCAAUUCUUAAGCCGAAAAUUCGUGUUAUCAGAGAGGGAAGGUGCACUGAAGUACUUCAACAAAAAUGACGCAAAAGAACCCAAAGCAAUUAUGAAGAUCGAACAUCUAAAUGCAACUUUCCAGCCUGCAAAAAUCGGGAACCCACACGGACUGCAGAUCACUUAUUUGAAGGACAAUAGCACAAGGAACAUCUUUGUCUAUCACGAAGAUGGCAAGGAAAUAGUAGACUGGUUCAACGCCAUCCGCGCAGCACGGUUCCAUUACUUACAAGUGGCAUUCCCUGGAGCCAGUGACGUUGAUCUGGUGCCAAAGCUUUCUAGAAACUACCUGAAGGAAGGGUACAUGGAGAAAACGGGGCCAAAGCAAACAGAGGGAUUCAAGAAGCGAUGGUUCACCAUGGAUGACCGACGGCUCAUGUAUUUCAAAGAUCCCCUG